Molecule: messenger RNA, 680 nt
Organism: Triticum urartu
Lineage: Eukaryota; Viridiplantae; Streptophyta; Magnoliopsida; Poales; Poaceae
Source: RefSeq, a predicted model, not a curated record
CGCGCCCCGGUCCUGCCCAUCCCCAGCUCCCCCCCCGCCUCGCCCAUCCGCGUCAAGCUCGCCGGCGGCAGCGGCGCGACCCGCUCGUCCGGCAACUCCGUCAGCGUCUCGUCCCAGUCCUCCACCGGUGGAGCUUCCGCAGCCAGCAGCCGGCGGUCCUGCAUGUGCUCCUCAACGAACCACCCGGGCUCGUUCCGGUGCAGCCUCCACAAGGAGCGUAAGCAGGCGACCCCCGCCGGCAGUAGCAAGCCUGCUUCCCCUCCGUCCAUCCGCAGUACCUGCAGUCUGGGCUCGAAGCGCAUGGACAGCGGGCAGUGUGCCCGCCGAGCCCUCGCCCCGUCCCCCGCGGCGCAGCACUCGCAGCAGCGGAGGCGCGUGGGCGGGUUCCGCCCCAGGCCGAGCCGGCUCUCCGCCACGUCCACGGCCGGCGAGCGUCCCAUCGACAAGUACCAGUAAACAAAUCAACGUCGACAUGCCAUAGCAAGAUGCAAGAUACAGUUAGAUGCUUCUGAGUUUUGACCCAAUUUGAUCCCGACCUGAUCCAUUUAGCUACCUCCUCUCUUGUGUAAUCUGUACAUAGAGUGAGCUCGUCCUGUGCUCUCCGUGGUGUAAAACGAACGCCCUUGGUGUACGAUAUAACUACAUGAGCGGGUUAUAAAUUGAGACACAUGGUUGAUGCA